GAGCCAUUUUAAGAAGUCACCGCCACAUGCAAUUCAUCCCAGGAACAAUUGCCUGUUGUAUUAAUAAUUAAUAUUAGUGUUAAGAUUUCUAAAAUGUUUUCUCGACUUUUAAGUCUAAAUAGAUUUAAAUAUAAAUAUCAUUUUUUUAUAAACUUAUUUAAAUUCUAGAUUUUCGGAUUAAUAUCAAAAAUUCAAAUGAGAUAUAUUUAUCCAUAUAGCGUCUAGAUUAGGCCUACUGUUAAGUUUAUAUAAUUAAAAAAUCUGAACAACCACAACAAUAAAAUGUCCUAUGAAAUAAGCAGCACAGCCCGCAGCACAGCAUGCUUUCAAUUUCAGCAUGAACACACAGUUUCACACAAACAUUAACACAGCAAGGCCCCUUUUAGUACAGACAUUAAACAGUGGUUAUUGUAUCUGGUAAGCCUUGUUUAUAGAACUAUGUGUAUGACUAUAUUAUGAAUGUAAUUGGCUUGCAUACAUGGGUUCAUGGCACAUGUCAUGAGCAUGCAGCGAGUAUCCGAGUAGCAAGACUUCAAAAGCAAGAGGAUGUUGUGACGCCAGGAGUGUCAUUAGUCUUAGAUUGGAUUAAUUUAGCUGUCCCUAAUUUUAUGAAAUCUGCAAUGCAAAGAUAUCACUAGCAGCCUACAUCUAGAAAAUAAACAAUAUGAAAUGGAUAGAAAAUACCACCUCAAAAUUAAAAUAAGUGCCACCCUUGGUCUUGGUGGACCAUUUUAGGCCCUGCUCCGCCCCCUUCUUAUAUGCCAUUAUAUGCCCAUGCAUAUGAUAUGACAUCUAAAAAAUGGAAAAUUGUUGACAAUGAAUGAUCUGAUUGACACUAUUGUAAUUGUUUAAUUAAACAUAUUGACUCUUACUCACUACUGAGAGUGUGACAAACCUGAUCCAUGGUGGAAUAGUUAGUAAGAAGCACCCUACAGUACAACUAAAAUUAGAGGAAAACUCUCCCUGAGAGAGAGGAUGAAUCAGAAGAUGACUGUAGACUUGAGUAGACAACUCUUUUCUGUCAUACUACAUACCAGAUGCCAACCAGCGGGAUCAAAAUCAAUUCAACCCUUUCACAAAUAAAAACUGGUACCAAAAAAUGAAAAGUUGAAAUAAUUUUAGUAAUAUUAAUGAAUAGGCCUAGGUCAUGAUUGAGUAUAAUACUUUCUAAGGCCUGGCCUAUCAUUUAUAAUCUUUCAUCAUCAUCAUCAAUGGCACUACAGCCCAUGUAGGGCCCUGGUCUGCUCCACCACAUCCUUUCCAUUCGGAGCGAUCCAUGGCUUUCCGUCUCCAUGCUCGAACCCCCAACUGGUGUAAAUCUGUCUCCACAUCAUCAAUCCACCUCAUCCUUGGGCAACCGAUGAGUCAUCUGCCCCUAGGCUCUAGGCUUCUGCCUGUAUAUAAUUUUGGCUGCUCUGCAUUCCGGCAUCCUUUCAACAUGACCUGACCAGCGUAUUCUGCCUUUUUUUAUCAUUGUAUUUAUAAUCUUUAUGUUUAUUAUUUUAAAUUCACAAAAUUUGUUGUUUGAGAUCAUUUGUGCCUUGUUGUGCUUUUUGUCUGUUUUAACACCUAGAUACUCUAAUAUAUAAAUCAAAGAGCAUAGCAGUCUUGUAAUGAACACCACUACAUCCCAAUUGUUCAUGACGAGUCAGGACCAGAUUCCUCCUCUGUAACACCCAUUCUGUUUCUGUGACACUUUUCGCAUCCAUAUUCCAUAUUUGGAAUUUACCUCAUAAAUAGCCUACCAGUCCCAUAGUAUAGAUCACCUUCAAUGGACUAUUGGGAUUCAAACUUCAAUAUGACCAACUUUGAAUUUUUUGUAAGAAAUAAACAAAUGCAAUGGUCCAAUUAUUACCUUCACCAUUUUUUUAAUAUUUGCAAUUUUUGUAUGUUCUAAAUCCAUUGAAAAUCUGCACAAAGUAGUGUAUUGUCAUACUAUUUUGAAAACAAAAAAAAUCCUAUGCCUAUACAAAGUAAGGGUAAAACAUAUCAUUUGUAUGAUACAUGCCAGUUUAUUUUACUAUGCUGACAAAGCAGCAGUUCAGCUUAAUCAGUUUUCUCUGGGGUCCUGUCCAAGAACUCAAAGGUCUUCCUGGUCCUGAUGGCUAGCACUAAUGGCUAAUGGUCUCUUAAAUUUAACAUGGCCUUAAUGCGUUUGUAAAAGUUGAAAACAUAUUUUUUUAAAGACUACAAAGCCACUCUUACUUUGGUACUUUAAAAAGGUAUAGCCGAGUUCAUUGUUUUAAAAUAUUAGUAUUCUGUUUACACAUAACAUUCCACCUCAUUAUGCACUGAUUUAUUUUGUUUUAUUUUAACAGCCAAAAGGAUUUAAAGCCAGCUGAGAGAUACCAAAUUUGAUCAUGAGGUAAAUAUGGCUUUUAAAUUUUAGUCUAGCCCUCCUUUUUAAAAUGAUUAUAAAACAAUUACUUAAGUACUAGACACUAGCAUAUUUCAAAGUAAUGGUCAUUGCAUUUUUGGAGUCCCAGGUUUUUGUCGCAAUAGAGUCUUAAGGGGGAAGGGUUUGGGUGUUAAAAAUCUAUUGUGAUGCUGUUGCCAAAUUUAUUUUCUUAUAGCUAUAACUAAUUUUAUAUUAUUUAUAAACAUCUAAACUAAUAGUAUAAUACAUGUUAUAUUUAUUGAGGAUUGAAAAAAAAAUGGGAUUUGUAUUAUAUACUUAUACAAUGCAUAAUACUAAAGGUAUUGAUAAUAGGCACAGGUAUUUGAGAAAUUGUGCUAGUUAUUUUCACAAGUAAACACGCUAGAUAUCACUCUAAUAGUAUCCAUGAUAUGUUCAACUUGCACAUGACAUAUUUUUUUAAACUAAGACAGUUCAUAAAAUAUUUUGAUUCCUGGUCAUUAUGAAGAAACCACAGGGAAGGGCAGUUCCUAGAAAAAAUCAGCACCCAUGCCAAACCCUGAAAAGGGCAUCCCUCAAUUUAGAUAAACGUGCCGCCCGAGUGGCAAAAUAUUCUAAAAAGAUGAUUUUUGGUGCCCCUUUUGAAGUGCAUUGCAUUUUAUAGUUUAAUUCACUUUUAAAGUCUUUUCUAAAGAUACUUUAUCCCUCCCCACCCCACCCUUCUCCCCCAAUGAUGGUGUCAGGGGCGAGUGCUCCCUUUUCCAACAUCUGACCAUGGUGAUUCUGCACAUAUUUUGGGAACCACAUGGCUUGUGAAGCAGUCAGUGUUGGAAUACUUGGACACAUUUAUUUUAUUGUGACGUCAUAAUUGUUUAUAGAUAAUUUGAUUUUUUUUUUUGGGGGGGGGGGUAUUGUACAUACGCAUGGGCAGUGUCCAGGGGGGGGGGGUUAAAACUUUUGCAAGUUUAGUAUAUGAUAUGCAUAGCCCCUUAAAAAUUCAACACAUGUAAAUUGUUGAUAACUUGUCACUGUUUUUUUUUUUUUUGUCGUUAUUAUUGUUUAUAGAUAAUUUGAUUUUUUUUUUUGGGGGGGGGGGUAUUGUACAUACGCAUGGGCAGUGUCCAGGGGAGAGAGGUUAAAACUUUUGCAAGUUUAGUAUAUGAUAUGCAUAGCCCCUUAAAAAUUCAACACAUGUAAAUUGUUGAUAACUUGUCACUGAUUGCUCUUGAGGUACUUUUUGUUAUAGUCUUUGUGUUUUUCCUACAGUUAUAAAAUCCCUGAUAACUUUGAAGAAGAUGAUGUAUCUAAUCUAAAACUUUCAGAAGAUGAUGAAAUUUACCUGAUUAGGGUCCCCAAAGGAGUAAGUAUUAAGUUAAUGACUUUUAAUUUUACAUAAUCUAUGACAACCAAUUCCACAACAAAAGCAGAUCAUGAAAUUGUUUAUUAUGAUGGCACUUUCAGUAAAACUUAAUUAUUUUUAUAAAUAAUUAUCUGUUUGAAACCUGUUUGUGAUCAAUAAAUCUUUUACCUGCUUUAGAGCAAAAAGUGUUACUUUGUUACAAUCAUUAUAACCGAUAUUAACAAUAUGCUAAUUAACAUUUCUUUUACAGUUUGACAUUAAAAAAUUACAUGAAACAAAAUUUUCACCUGAUCAAAUCACAGAAAUUGAGGUAAGAAUAGGAAUGAACUAUACACAACAUACAUUUUCCCUUUUAAAUUUUCAGUACAUUUUAAACAUGAGGCACAUCUUUAAAAUUUGCCACCCAUUAUGACAUUCCGAAAUUCCAACUCGAAGGCGUUUUGGUGCUACUUUCUGAUUUUGAUUCACAUAGUUUUGAAUAAGUGAAUUGGUGCGUUAUAAGACUAUAAAAGACCCAUGAGUGUAAAAUAUGUAAAAAAGAUUCAGUCUGAAUCUAAACCUUAAAAAUAUUAUAUCAAUUGCAUUAUUAUAAUUGUUUUGUGUCGUGAAUAAAAGUUUUUUAAUGAAACAUUUUUAAAUUAAUUUAUUAGAAAUUAAUUGUUUAAUACAUUAAUUUGCUAAAAUUACCUAUUAAAUUUAUAAAUUAUUCUAAAUAUCAAUCUUCAAAAUACCUUCUUUUUGUACCAUAUACAAUACUUUCUGAAAUCCUCCAUUUUUUUAAAAGCUCAUAGCUUUAUGAUUAAUUGACAUCUAUACCUGAUGUAUUGUAAAAGCAAGUUUCCAAGAAUCAGUAAACAAAAUCAGACAGCAUUGUGACCUCCUACUUUGAAUUAGCACUAGGUCCUAAUUACAAAAAUCAUAUAUAAAUCUGGUAGUGCAUAGGGACAAGUCUGCCAUAAUUGAUAUCAAUCUGCAGGGCUUUUUUUAACAUUUUUGUUUUAUUUCUGAAUUUUAUUAUCACAUUUCUUUGCCAAAGACUGAAGCAAUCCACUUAAUCACACAUGCCAAAAUGUUGGUGCCUUAUGAUUUUCUCCCUAAAUUCUUUGAUAGGUUGAAGAUGACAAUGACCAGCUGGCUUCAGUGUAUGAGUUGAGUGUAUUUAGACAAGAGGUACUGUUUUAAAUUUUUUUCUUUAGUGGGAUUUUAUUGUUGUUCUUAAGAUAGUGAUUUUAGUAACCAUGAGAUUGUUUUUUUCAAUAAUUCAUCUCUACUGUCAAAUCAUCUGUGUUUAAGCAUUUUUUUUAGUAAAAAAAAAUCAAUCACUUUUUUUUGUGUAAUUGAAAUUUCUAUUUUGUUGUGAACUUUGGCAGGAAAUUCAAAAACUAUUAACAGUUUAAGAUUUGUAUAUAUAAAUAUAUAUUAUCAUGUUAAAGUAAUAUGCCUCAUUAAAGAAAUUAAAUGUUACCAAACGUUCUAAUAUAAUGUAUUAAUGGUUUUUACCUUUAGGAUCUUGAUGUAGUACCUGUGGUCAAGUCAAAGAGGAAGUCUGCUUGUUUAGGUAAUUUGACUGAUUUGAAUGUUAUGAUGUGAAUAUCAUGUUAAAUUUCUGAACUUAAAGUUAUUACCACUGAUUUGCUUAGUCUCUCAAGAAGGGUGAAUGAAUCUACUUCUAAAAUUUCUGAAGUUUAAAAAAAAAACUUAAACAACUCUUAAAAAGAAUUUAAAAAAUCAAUAACACCUUGUUUUAAAUUUAUUCUCAUGCACCUACUCUAAAAGUGGUGCCAGCUAUUUCAAGCACGUUGGUGUUGGUUGUUUAUUUUUAUUUUCCAUCUUAUUUUCAGGACCACCAAUUAGUGGGCUUCUGUGUGUAACCAAGUCCUACAAUGUCAACCCAAGCUCUCUAGAUCACAGCCUGGGGUUAAAUGAAACAAAACCUGUGGAAAUGCCCCCAGGCCUGAAGCAAAGAUACACUCCAUUUGGGUCAGGUAAUUUUCAUGUCAUGAGCUAUAAAACUUCAAGAACACAGUACUUAACAUAUUGAAAAUAUAAGAACACAGUACUAACAUAUUGGAAAAUAUAAGAACACUGUACUUAACAUAUUGAAAAUAUAAGAACACAGUAGUUAACAUAUUGAUAAUAUAAGAACACUGUACUGAACAUGCUGCACCAAAAGUUGUAUUUUAAAUUUUAGUGACAUAAAGGGCCAUAUUGUUUGUUUUUGUUUUGUUUUUUUUUAAAUUUCAUUCAAAAUAGUUUGAGUAGCUUCUUAGAUAGCCCACUUACAGUUGCAGUAGAUAAUAUAAAUAGAUAGGGGAAAUGUUAAAGUUUUAUUCAUAUUUUAAAAUAUUUGCUAAUUAUCCUGGGGGCAUUUCUAUCAUGUUCAAUCCAUUCACCAACCAUAUUGGAAUUGAAACAUAGCUACUUCAUAGAGCAGGAGACUCCUCCCACUAUUAUCUUGUAAGACACAGGGCAUGCACCAGGGGUUCCCCUAUAGAAAUUGAUUCUUAACAGGGCUCUGUGAGUCGUAAGGUUGGAAACCACUGUAUUUUAUAGUUGUAGCAUUUACAUUUUCUACAUACAUCGUUACAUUUCAAUUUUUUUCUAAAAUUAACAAUGUUCAUGUAAGUGAAGUGAAAACCUGUGUAAUUAAAAUGUAAGCAUACAUCACUAAUAAUAUUGCCCCCAAUGCUGACAUUUUGAAAUUUUUUCAUGAUAUGACCCCUGAGUUAGUUCAACAUUUUCAUUAACAUAAACUGAAAAUCUUGACAUGAAUUAAACCAAAAAUUUGACAUGAAUUGAACCAGAAAUUUGACAUAACGCUUAAAAAAAAUACUUGUACAAUUAAAAAUUUCUCCUUAGGUGGUCUUUUCUCCUAUGUUUCAACCUAAAUUUAGUUCAAAACUGAUUCCUUUUGUUUAUCAGGCUAAUACAAUUUUGGACAGAGUUUUAAAAUUUGACUUUGUUUGAAAGAAUCCAAGGUCUCAAAUUUGACAGCAGCCACCUCUGCGUUAUCUUUUUAUUUUUGUGUAUUUUUGUUUUCGGUGUAUGUGUGUGUGACUGAAUGAAACAUGUAUGUGUCUAGAUCAGUGUGCUUGACUUGUAUGUGCAUUUGUGUCUGUGUUAGUAGUUGUAUCUACCUGAAUGAUGGCUGGAUCUGAAGCAUUCUUUUUAUCAUCAUCAUAUGUAUAUUUGUUUGACUGCAGGAUUAAUUUAUCACUCUUUGACCCUUUGAACCCUUGGCUCCUGGACCUAAAAUACUGAUGUCCCUUGGCUCGUGGUCUUAAAAUACUGAUGCUCCUGGUCCUAAAAUACUGAUGCCCCUUGGCUCCUGGUCCUAAAAUACUGAUGCCCCUUGACUCGUGGUCCUAAAAUACUGAUGCUCCUGUAGAAAAUUACCACAAACAAACAGAAAUCACAUGAUUAUAAAAUCAAAUAAAUUUUAUUUAUUUCAAUCUAAAUUUGUCUGUUAGUAGUCCAUAACUACUGUUAAAUGUAUCACAGGGAGAAAAUUGUCAUAUAAUAGGAUAGUAGAAGGUCAUUUAUUUUUUUACACAAAAACCAAGGCUGGUACUAUGGGUAGACAUUGUGUUGUUUCUUUUAUUCGCAAGCACUUAUCAGUAGCAAUAGUAGUUGAAUUAAAUUGAUCGUCACUAUUAUUGUCUAUUUGCUUUAUUAAAAUUAUUCUUUCAAAACAUGAUAAUAAUCCUUUGAAUCAUUUGCAUUAUCAACCAUCAUUAGCAAUUUUUUUAUUUUUUGUCACCUCUAUGCAUUGCAAUACAUUACUAAAACAUAACAAAAUACAAUACAUCAAUAAGCGCUGCAAUUACUGUGACCUUUCAAAAGUGACAUGGUAAACCCUGAACUCUGUAUUACAACACAUUUUCAUAUACCGAUAUGGACUGUCUAGGGUAAGAUAGGGGGAACCGAAAUAUCAGAUAGUUUUUCCUUAUUUAUUACUCAUUUACAUUUAUUUUUUACUCCAGGCAAUCCUGAGCAAUUUUCAACUAAAAAGAAGAAACGCAAGCAUUCCUUGUCUCAAGUUGUUACACCUGAUGGUAAACCCUUGAGGAAGAAGAGAAAAAUCGACAAAACCUCUAAUAUAGAGUUGGGGACCUCACCAAAAACAAGCCAGGUUGACAGCAUUGGGGAUUCUUGCCAAUCGGGUGCAAAACUUUUAAAAAGUACUUCUAAGCGAUACUUUCAUGAAACACCUGUCGCAUGUGAGACUGCUGUGACUAAGAAAGUUAAACAUAAAAAGUUGAAUCAUUCAGUAAAUGAGUUCGACGACAGCCAGACGUGUUCUCCAAAGAAAAGGCAUAAGAAAUCAAAGAAAAGACACUCCAGUGAUUCACUUGUGUUCAUUGACCCAAAAGAAGAUGCUAGUAAAGUUCUUCCUGAUUUACUUGAUGGGCAUGUAGAGGUUUCACAGGAUGAUCCUUCUGUGUCUGGAGAAAUAAAAGAAAUAAGUAAUCAAGUUAAGAGAAAGUUAUCCUCUGGUUAUUAUAGUUUCAGUGCUGAUACUAGCUUAGAUUCUGGUGAAAACAGUGCAUAUUCAAAGGACAGGAAGAAAAAGAGGAAAAGGAAAAAGGAUGAUGGGUAUUGAGAUUUAAUAUCAGAAUCAUGGUACCGUUAUGAGAAUUAAUUAUUGCAUUGACAUGGGCCUUAAAUCAGUUUGUUAUUAGGUUUGAAGCACUUUUUAUUCAAUUUGUCUCUGAUUCAGCAGUUACAGAAUUGUGAUUAAUCCAUUUGAUUUAUUACUCUGGUAACUACUAAAUAUUGUCACUAUAUUUUUAGUGUCUUGCAUUCAGCUAUUUUAAUGUCUAUUUUUUUAAAUUUUACCAAAUCAAAGACAAGAAAGAAAAUGUUUCAAAUGUUGGUAAAAUUUUGUUGACAGUAGUAAUAUAAAAUGUACUUCAACUUUAAUGUCUGGAAACAUUCUGGUUAUGGAAUUUCAGGGGAAAAAAAAUUAAGUUACUUAGAUGAAAUGUGCAUUACCUUUGGAAUUAUAUUUUUUUAUAGUAAUAAUACUAACAGGAGGAUCUUUUGAGUGUCAACUAUUUAUAACAUAGCAGUCUUUAACACAGCAUCUCAUUCAUUGCUUGUGCAUGUAAUUGGAUUUUUCAAGCUAAAAUGGUUUUUAUACCAUUGUUUAAGUUUUAAUGAAGACAUGGAAAAUUGAUUGAUGAAAAUUUAUUUUUGUUAAAAUCAUUUAUUUACUGUAUAAAUAAAUUUGUGUUAUAUUCAAGAACUUGUCAUUACUUCUUAAUUAUUUUUUUUUAAAGUUUUAAUCACAGAAGCAUGUUUACCUAGCUCU
Messenger RNA from Lymnaea stagnalis (great pond snail), 9030 nucleotides. The record is from the annotation of a GenBank genome assembly. NCBI's taxonomy places the organism in Eukaryota, Metazoa, Mollusca, Gastropoda, Lymnaeidae.